Messenger RNA from Amoebophrya sp. A25, 2129 nucleotides. Lineage: Eukaryota; Dinophyceae; Syndiniales; Amoebophryaceae. The record is from the annotation of a GenBank genome assembly.
AUGUGGCUCCUGCACGCCAUUGACAGCCAACCGAGUAACUGGAGUCCGCAAAUUACAGACUUCGCCAUCUACGGUGCAGACCGUCUUGCAGCACAAUGUAUCUUUCGGAUAUUCGAGGCCCAGAUUGUGCGAGGCGAAGGCAAAGUGGGCAAAGGGUUUCUCUUUCGAAAGCGCGAAGGCGGAUGGGAUGAGGGACCAUUGGUUGUGGCUAUGGCAACGGCAAAGAAGUGCUAACUGCCUAGACUUAACUACUACACGCACAUGCCUUACUAGUCGGACUUUUUUGCUACGUUUUCACACAAAUAAAUGAAUCUUCAUCUUUCUCUUUCUUUUUCACAUCGAUCCUUGACGAGCAAAGCAUUGCUAGGAGAUCACGCUAUUCUCAUCGGGCUUUUCAUCAUAUUUACAUCAUCUUUAUCAAGCGCCACUAGUAGUUCUAGUUUUCGCGUAAAUAAAAGUUCAACUUGUCGUCAACAUGCUGUCCAUUUCAUCUUCCGCGGUUGUCCCCAGCAAGUUCUGGCGUGCGAACUUCUGCUCUUCCGACACCCUUUGGUGAGUGCAAAUGCAGUAUGGCAAACCCAUGAGAUGCCAGAGGAUAUCAGUCGCUACCUGUGGCUGAAACAGCGUGUGCAUGUGCGAAGCCACAUAUUAGAACAAGCGGACGAUGCGACUGCGAGCAGUUCUGAAAGGAAUGAAGAUGGUGCUUCUGGGGAUAGUACGACUACGAUCCUUGACGAUGAGCGAAACAAUAUUAUUCAAGGCGGUUCAGGUUCACCUUCUCGCUCUCCUGACAUAUCUUCAGCAGGGUCAGAUACUAGUCAAUAUCAGUUUCAUGUGGUUGCGACACUGGACGAAUUCACAAAAGAAGUGCAAAAACAUGAAAUCGGGAAAUCGCAAGAAGGUUCUCGACGAACUACAAGAAAACACGUUUUCUUGCCCCGUCUUUCUUACACCGGAACAGAUGUAAGUCUAUUUGGCGACUUCCCCGUAAACUUCCUGCCGUACAUCGAAGGAACCGAGGCGACCACGGGAAAAAAGGACACAAACCACAGGCCGCACUUAGAGGCGUCGAAGAAGUCAGAGUCUCCUACUAAUCGUAUCGAGAGGACAGGAAAGAAAACGUUUCCGAUUUUCGGUAUCUUGUACUUGAUCGGAAACGAAUUUGGGUGUCAGAGCGACGGCGGACUUGGUGGACCGUGCUUGGCAGGACGCAACAACACGAUGCUGCCGGAAGGGCUGCCGGAGUAUCUGGGUAUGGGAAAAGAGCUCCGAAGUAAGUGCAGCAGACAUCACCGCAGGGAGCGACUUUGGCUAUUUUAUGCUGGGGUUUGGAGGUUAAGACUUUAGCGUAAGCAUAGUAGACAUUAGUGGGCGACAGCGGAACAAGUGGAAGAUUAUUUUUGGCUUUUCUUUCCAAGAACCGUGACCGCAGAACUUCAACUCCAAGACCAUGGUGAUGGUGGUCAUAGCUUCUACAAUUCCUAUUCCUCGCUGGUAAAACUUACUAGUAGAUAAGGUGUUAUCUUCCGAUUCUGGUUGAAGUUGAAGUGGGCCUUCAUCUUUCAUUCGCACGCAUUGAAUCUGGUGAUCCGCGUGCUGAACUCCGGCAGGAUGCCAGAUAGUGUAACGGACAUGUUUCCGUCAGAUCUCGAGUUUGCCGCAGACUAUGAGCGACUAGAAGGAGAGCGCAAGAGUGACCCUGCGUCUUCGAGACGAUCAAUUUCAGUUAAGUACUGUCGUGUUCGUGCUCGUGGUUCGAUGUAUAUUUAUAUUAUAAUUAUAUUAUGAUUUGCUGGUAUUCUAAUUCCGGUUCGAGAUAAUUAGACUAGUAGUCUAGUAGUUGUCCGGCUCCGGCAGCUGUCUUGCCUUUGUCGUCGGUUUUAAUGUUGUAGUCUUUAGAUUUUCAUCAGACUGUUAUAAUUUGCUGGUAUCUAAUUCUUCGCCCUAGUUGUACAUCAUGCUCAUUGAAUUUUCCUUUUCUAAAUCCUCAGCCAUACCAGACUUUGAGCAACGAUUUUUGAGCUGGCUACGCGUCGGGCCUUAUGAGGAUCGAUCGCUGUCCGCCCGCGUCUACGCUCUUCUGCGAAAAGCUUUGAGGGAGUCGGAUUGUCCGCUUGAUAGAAUCGUUU